AAGCACGAAAGGGGAGAUUCUGAGCUCUGAAGAGAAUUUAGAGCGAACACCACAGCCUGAAGCUUUUCAUUUUCCAAUUACUAAUUUCAAGUCUUUCCAGCCGAAAACUCUCUUCCACGGUAUCUUAAGGCAGCUAGAUGGAAACGGCAAGUGAUUUUCGGCAUUGGGAUGAAUUAAUACCUGAGGCAUUGAGUCUGAUAUUCAACAGCCUUUCUUUUAAGGAGAAGCUAACAGUGAUUCCAAUGGUUUGCAAACCAUGGAGCAAGGCAGUUAUGGGGUCUGACUGCUGGCAAGAGAUAGACAUUGAGGAAUGGAGUAAUGAAUGCCAGCCGCAACACCUUGAUCGCAUGAUUCAAAUGCUGGUGGCAAGAAGUUGUGGAUCAAUGAGAAAGCUGUGUGUUUCCGAACUCCAAAACGACAUGAUUUUCACCUUCAUUGCUGAACAUGCUAAUACCCUUCAGACCUUGAGACUGCGAAGAAGUCAAAUGAGUGAUUCAGUGGUAGAACAGACAAUUGGACGGUUUUCUAAUAUCACCUUCUUGGAUCUUAGCUACUGUGGUAAAAUUGGUAGUCGUGCUCUAAAGGCCAUCGGAAUGAACUGUAAAUUGCUCAUGGGACUGUGCCGGAACAGAUAUCCAGGGCACACGGCAGGCACCCUUAUGAAUAAUGAGGCUCAUGCCAUUGCCACCACAAUGCCUAGACUGAAGCACCUUGAGAUGGCAUACCAUCUCAUCAACACACAAGAGGCUCUUCAAAUACUUGAGAGCUGCCCUGAGCUCGAAUUUUUGGAUUUGAGAGGAUGUUGGGAUGUUCAGCUUGAUGAUAAGUUCUUAGGGGAGAAGUUCCCAAAGUUGAAGGUUCUAGGGCCUCCUGCGGACUACUACUAUGAUGAGGACUUGGAAUGUUGCAUGAAUAACUCAGAUGCUUCUUCUGACGGUUCCCCCUUCGAAUAUGAGGAUCUAUCUGAGGAAUAUCUGUCCGAUGAGUAUUUGUCUGACAGAUAACUAAUCUGAUCAAAUUCUGUUUGAGUAGUAAGUCCUUAGUAGAACUUGAUGAUCGGCCCCUUAUUCACUGGCCAACGCUCUAUAUUUAGCCUUUCUUUAACAUUUACAUCACCCUUUUUUCUAUUUAGUCCAUAUGAAUCUUUGCACUUUUUUUUUUUUUUUUUGAUUGCUAAGUGAAUCUUUGCACUUGAUAUUUAAUAUCAGGUAUUCUUCUGUGUUAUAAGAAGUUCUAU
Molecule: messenger RNA, 1237 nt
Organism: Rosa rugosa (rugosa rose)
Lineage: Eukaryota; Viridiplantae; Streptophyta; Magnoliopsida; Rosales; Rosaceae
Product: F-box protein FBW2-like
Exons: 3
Coding region: 138-1004 (288 amino acids)
Source: RefSeq, a predicted model, not a curated record